This is a messenger RNA of Nothoprocta perdicaria, 2354 nucleotides long. It is a transcript of the gene MAPRE2, whose product is annotated as microtubule associated protein RP/EB family member 2. Gene Ontology annotation, molecular function: microtubule plus-end binding. The record is from RefSeq and is a predicted model, not a curated record. Gene Ontology annotation, cellular component: microtubule organizing center; spindle midzone; cytoplasmic microtubule. NCBI's taxonomy places the organism in Eukaryota, Metazoa, Chordata, Aves, Tinamiformes, Tinamidae. The coding region runs from base 70 to 921 and encodes 283 amino acids. Gene Ontology annotation, biological process: regulation of microtubule polymerization or depolymerization; protein localization to microtubule plus-end; spindle assembly. The transcript has 7 exons.
UGCCAGAUUGCUGCAAGGAACAAUUCAAACCAGCAACCCGGGAAAGUGUUUGGAUGCUCAAAUUGGGGAAUGGCGGUCAACGUGUACUCUACCUCUAUAACCCAAGAGACUAUGAGCAGACAUGACAUCAUCGCAUGGGUUAAUGAUAUAUUAGCUUUAAACUACACAAAAGUCGAACAACUCUGUUCAGGAGCCGCUUACUGCCAGUUCAUGGACAUGUUGUUCCCGGGGUGCAUUAGCUUGAAGAAGGUGAAGUUUCAAGCCAAGCUGGAGCAUGAGUACAUCCACAACUUCAAGCUUCUGCAGGCAUCGUUCAAAAGAAUGAAUGUGGACAAGGUAAUUCCGGUGGAGAAACUGGUCAAAGGGCGCUUCCAAGACAACCUGGAUUUCAUUCAGUGGUUUAAGAAGUUCUUUGAUGCUAACUAUGAUGGGAAGGAGUACGAUCCCGUGGAAGCUCGACAAGGCCAAGACGCUCUGCCCCCACCAGAUCCCGGUGAACAGAUCUUCAACCUGCCCAAAAAGUCCCACCACGCAAACUCUCCCACUGCGGGUGCUGCUAAGUCCAGUCCGGCUUCUAAGCCAGGAUCAACACCUUCUCGCCCAUCUUCAGCAAAAAAAGCUGCCCCAAGCAGCUCAGCAUCCAAAUCAGAUAAAGACUUGGAAACUCAAGUCAUACAGCUCAGUGAACAGGUACAUUCGUUAAAACUUGCACUCGAAGGCGUGGAGAAGGAGAGGGAUUUCUACUUCGGCAAACUGAGGGAGAUCGAACUUCUCUGCCAAGAGCAUGGGGGAGAGAAUAACGACCUUGUCCAGCGGCUAAUGGAAGUUCUCUAUGCCUCAGACGAACACGAGGGCCACACGGAAGAGCAGGAGGGUGAGGAGCAAGUGCACGAGCAGCCCCCGCAGCAGGAGGAGUACUGACUGGCCCRGCGGCUCUGGCAGUGUGCGUGCUGUGUGAGGACUUUCUUCUGGAGAACGGAGCGCGCGUGGCCUCAAACKCGGAAUCCGUUCCCUCCCGGCCUGCCGUUAACAUCCGUGUCCCAUAGUGAGUGCCAGCCAGCCGCUGCAGUCUGUACCCACAUUUGCCAAGGCGCGUUUGCAGCAGUCUUCUUCCCGUGUAUCUUCCCAAAAGGUGGUAGGGCGACAUCGCCUACUGUGCGUCACUGCAACUUCACCACUUGGCUGCUUGAGAUUUGUUCUGCUCUUUAAAAAAUAUAUAUAUUUAUUUUUUUUUCUUUUUGUCUUAAGUAUGAUACACUUGUAACUUGUUCUAACAUAUUUAUAUUGGCAUUUUUGUGUGGCAAGGAGUACCGUACCACUAGCUGUGUCUCUCACUUYGUGGUGCUUUGGCGUUUUCUAGUACAUCUGCCUCGGGGCAUACAUUCGGUCAAACAAUUGGAAGGAAGGGAUACAGUGGGAGUUACACUCAAGCCAUAACGAUGACGUGUUGUGGAGGAGAAAUGCUUGUGUUGCUCACGUUUAGUCCUUUCCUGCCUUCACAGAACGGAAGGCAAAACAUCUGUCUCACUAGGAAAGAUUAAAACCCUUGUGUUAGAAAGCUUGUUAGAAAGCUGCAUGAUCUGUUUUUUGACUUAUUUCCGGGGGAUAGACAUCCACAUGAGUUUUUUGAAAACCCUCCCAGUUUCUUGACUAGUCAACAGACAUUUCCCAGCUUUUCUUCCUUCCCGAGGAAUUCUGCCCAGCCGCGGCUCCGCAUCCGCAGGGCUCGGGGCUGAGGCAGGAGAGAAACCUGCUCGCUCAAGUGGUGGCUGCAGGAGCCCCUCUCCAGCCUCAUCCCCGACUUCCCGCCCCCGGGAGAGGACGGCCCAGGCCACCCCUUGCUUCCCGAUACCUUUUCCCUGCCGCCCUCACCACGCAAGGGUGGGGGACGGGAAAUUUGCCCGGCCGUGCCAGGGAUGUUCACCCCUUGCCCAGGGGGAGGCCUGGCAGCCCCCGCGCCCCCUCGGAGCCCCCCGGAGCUGUUGAGGCUCCGUGGGAGGCAGCAAGGGGCGCCCCUGGAGGAACCCGCUGACCGAGGGACGGAAGCAGCUCCGUGCUUGGCCGACCACCCUCCAGCAGUGCAGACCCACAUCCGACCUGCCGCCGUCUGCGCCCACGGCGCCUUCCCAGGAAGGGCCCUGUUCUAAAUGACGGUGUUUUCUAAACAGAAGUAUCUUAUUGUGUCACAAAACAUUCCUGAGUUUCAUCUUAAAACCGUGCGUUCCAGCCUCUCUGAGUAUUUAAAGCUUGGUGUUCUUGGUCUCUCGCACGAUCACUUAGUUCUGGGCCUGGUUUAGYAGGUACGUGGAAGUCCCAUCCCGGCCUCCAGUCACCGAGACACCCAAAAGCCUCCU